Molecule: messenger RNA, 4398 nt
Organism: Brienomyrus brachyistius
Lineage: Eukaryota; Metazoa; Chordata; Actinopteri; Osteoglossiformes; Mormyridae
Gene: stxbp6l
Product: syntaxin binding protein 6 (amisyn), like
Exons: 7
Coding region: 346-1077 (243 amino acids)
Biological process (GO): exocytosis; Golgi to plasma membrane transport
Cellular component (GO): plasma membrane; exocyst
Molecular function (GO): phosphatidylinositol-4,5-bisphosphate binding
Source: RefSeq, a predicted model, not a curated record
GAGACCGACUGGAGACCAAUGAGGAAGGAGAGGCGUAAGUGGCCCUUAAUGCACGUCACCCGCUAGUCUUUUAGUACAGAGUCCUCUCCUCUCCAGAGUGGGGAAGUUUGCGUGGAGCUACUGUUAAAAAUAUAGGCGGAAGCAGGGUGGGGGGGGGGCACCUUGCAUGCGAAAGCGAAAUGAUCCGCGGCAGAUGACACGAUCACUUCGGCGCACACACGUUGGUGGGCUUCGCGGAGCCAGUACAGCCGUCGAGAUCGAGACCCUUUUCCACGUGGAAGUGCACCAGCACAGCCGGGAGAGUGUCAAGCGCGAGAGCCAACCAGCCCCGUGGCCAGAGACACCAUGAGCGCCAAGUCUGCCAUCGGCAAGGAGGUCUUCACCCCGCGGGACGAGAAGAUGCUGGCGGCCGUGCAGGUCAGGAGGAGGACUAAGAAGAAGAUCCCCUUCCUGGCCACUGGAGGACAGGGCGAGUACAUGACCUACAUCUGCCUGUCAGUUACAAACAAGAAGCCCCCACAGCUGUCCAUCACCAAGGUGAAGCAGUUCGAAGGCUCCUCCUCUUUCGCUAGGAGGUCUCAGUGGAGCAUGGACCAGCUUCGUCAGGUCAAUGGCAUCGACCCUAAUCGAGACUGUCCAGAGUUUGACUUGGUGUUUGACAACGCCUCCGACCAGUGGGUGGCGGGUUCCGCAGGGGAGAAGUGCAUGUUUGUCCAGGUCUUGCACCAUACCUGCCAACGGCACAGCGGAGAGCGCAAACCAGAGUUUGUCAACUGCCAGUCCAAGCUGCUCGGAGAAGCAUGCUCAGUAAAUUCAGUCAUGUUGCGUUGCAAGAUGUUUUUGCACGGAAUGAGGAAUACCAAGGUAUCAAGCCAGAAACGGCCUCCAAAGAAAGGUAACAGCAUCCUGCACUCGGCCGCCGACAGCGUGACCAGUGCGGUACAAAAGGCCAGCCAGGCCCUGAACGAGCGCGGUGAGCGACUGGGCCGGGCCGAGGAGAAGACCGGGGAGCUGAUGAACAGCGCGCAGCAGUUCGCAGACACAGCACACAAGCUUGCCAUGAAGCACAAGAGUUAAAUAGCCAAACCCCCAAGGGAUCUGCCUGGAUGUGAGAAGUGAUGAUCCUCUGGGACACCUUUCUAACUGUAUUAAUAUUUUUAACGUCUUAUUUCUUGUAUGCCAUUAUCACUAAUGAGUUUUACCUGCACACCUGGAUAUUGAGUGAACAUCUGACCUGGAUCUCCGUUAGCCAGCUGCCUGUCCGUGGGCCGUUUAGCAUGCAGGUCGCGCCGCAUACUUCCCUGUGGCCUGCCGCCCACUCGCUAGGCUACGCUAAAACCUUUUACCGACCAGCCCCUGUUUUCGGUCUCGACAUUGCCCCCUGAAGGCCGACACUGUUAUGACACAGUAGUGUAUUUCAUUAUGUCCGCUUCUGUAAAAUGCCCAGAAGCGCUGCGAGUUGCAUGUAAAAUUGUAGCGUAUUGGCAGCCUCUGUCCUCUGAGACUUUAGAAUGUGAAAUCAAACUUUCAGACAUUCCUUUUUCCCGCCGUAUAUAAAAUAUUUCCAGUACUACUUUCUGAAGCUGCUGCCAUAGUUUAAGAGCUAAACUCAGUUUUGCUCUAUGAAGAGUGAUGUGUGUUUAUUUAAAAGUGUUUACAAAUCGUAAACCCCCCCCCCCCCCACUAUAUUCCCUUCAUGCCCUCCUCCCCUCUACACUAUAUUAUGGUUUAGUGUCCAGGAUUUGCUUCAUCUUCACAUUAUUGAUUUAAAUGAUAACAUGACUACAGACAGAUAUUGUACAUUGAAUGAUUACUGUCACUGCAAACGACUAAGAAGUUUUUAUAAAUAUUCCAGAAAGUAAAACAGAUAACAAAGGAACCCCCCCCCCCCCCUUUGUUUAAAGUAACCUAACGUGAAUAUUCUUUGGGGUAUUAUAACAAUAAUUAAAUUUCAUUUAGAACUGUAAUCUCUUUUUUCCCCUCUCCCAAGUGAUCAAGUAUGAAAUAACCUCAUUACUCUAUAUGAAGAUUUCUUGUAUAAUUAAUCUUUCCAUCACCAUGUUUUAAUCAGCGGAAUUUUAAGUCCAAUGAAAUUUAGCAUCAGAGUCCAUUGUACUUUUUAUAUAAAUGGAGUAGCUGCCGUAUCAUGUUUGUCUGCUUUAUGUAAAUAAUGUCUGUUUUACAGAUUUCCGCUCAUUCCCUAAAUAACCUGGUUGUUGCCAUAAUGAGGUGGUUGGGGGCGGAGCUUAGCUGUAUCAGGAGAAGUGGUGAUGGGGUCAGAGUUUGGCCUGUGCUGUGGUGACACUGAUAAAGACUGUCAGGUUACCCAGGAGGAGAGAUGAGGAGGCUUGUCUGAGUUGGUUAUGUGAGUAGAUGUCUGGACGUUUGGAGGCUCGUCACAUUCUGGAUAGUCUCCAUAGCGAUUAUUAGCUCUAAGACCAAAAGAAGGUGAUGUGGCUGACAUUGACCUGCCGCUGCUGUAGGGGGCGGUUACUGCAGCGAGGUCUUGGUCCUCACUGUGGUGCAAGCUUAUUCUGUGCCCAAAUAUGCUCAAACAACUCGGUUCAGUGCUUUAAGGUGAUUUAAAGAGACAGUAUGGAUUCCUGAGUUAUGAAUAUGUUGAAUUAAGGACAAGAGGAUGUUGUUUACUGGAUGGUAUGUUUAAAAGGCCAAAAAAAGAUCUCAUUUUAUUUCCUACCUUUCUAGUAACUUCUCAUGCGAUGUUCUCUGCUUCACAGCGUGUUUCUACUAGGCUUAUCUGACCACUGCCACCAUGCAGUGGUCUGUGUGUCUGAAGUGUCCAUGUGCAAACGAUAGGCUUUUCCUGGGGACCACCUGCAGUGCUGGAUCUGAGCUGCAGGAGGCGAUCUUGGGCGAGAUGCUGUUCAACAUCAGGGCAUCUUAUGUGUAAUGUGUGUUAUGUGCCGAUUUUUAAUAUAUUUGUGCAUUAAAAGAACCAUCUACACCGAAGGAUUUAGUAGCUGAGCAUUUAUAUUUGUGGUCAGAGUUGCAUUGUUGACUGUAAGCUUUAUGUUUUUUGUUAAAGUGUGUAAAUGUGGUAUAGGAACUGUUCUAGAGUUGUGUGUACUAUAAUUGAGCCAAUGCAUUAAACCAUUUUAUCGAAUAUGCUUAUCCUUUGUUCCCUGUUUUUAUAAUCUGUGAUGUGUGGAUAGACAAACAUUUAAAGUGCAAUGAUUCUUUAUCUGUGCCUUUUUCCUGAAAUCCUAAACUAACAACCUGCUGUAUGUCAACACGCUGCUUAUGUAACGUAAAACUGUAUUCCACAUUAGAAUUAUCCAGGGUAACGCUAUCUUUUGGAGCGGUGAAUUGUGUAUUUUAAAAAAGUAUGAUGUAUCGUCUCUGCUAUUUGUACAGUAAUAUCAGUUUAGGCAGUGCAGUCAUUUUGGAAAGUUGUUGAAUUCCUAAAGCAACAAAACAAAUGCAAGUUACAGCCUUUUUGGAAUGGGAAAUGGAAACCAAACACACCUUACUGGACAUAACUCCCAUUCAUCAUCAUUUUUAAAUAGUAAUAAUAGUACUGAUGUUCUGUAGUCCUGUGGUAUAAUGUUUGGGCAUUUUCCAGGAUCUGCGAACAUCCGUGUGGCAGUGUGGGGAGACAAAUUAAAGCUUUGCUCAAGUAAUUAAAUUGUAAUUUAUUUUUAACCGUGAGUAUCACAAACGUAUUUCGUGCACCCCUCCAAAUAACGGUGUGUCUCUUUUUCUGAAUUAAUUAGUUUCCAGUUAUUAUAAUACUGAGCAACGCAUCGGACAGAAUGAAAUCACGUGGGUCUUGUAGUUGGAACUUUCAGUACCUAAAGCCUGUUUGCGUUCCCCGUGGGAGUUAUAUAUAUAAUCUGAUAACGGAAGGAACUCUGUAUUGUAACAUUGUGGAGAUAAAUACUGAUGAAGAACACCACUAGAGGGCGCCCAGACACAGCUUGCCAGUCCCAUUCGCAAUCAGAUAAGUAGUAUUCAGUCCGGUGUUAUGUUAUCGCAGUUUUUUUGUUUUGGGGAUUUUUUUUUAAAUUAAGAAUACUUUAAAAGCACUAACGGGUUUAAUCAAUGAACUCUGUAAAAUAUGUGUUCCGUUAAAUCAUCCUUAUCGCACCUACUGAUUUAGUGCCAAACAAACCUGGCCCUUUGUUACUGUCUGUCUGGCAUAUACAUUUUAAGCUUCGCUAUCCUAACAUGGCAGAAGCGAUUUAAUGUCCUUUCAUGGAAAAAUCAUAAUGUCAUCAAAGAAUCAUGAUGAGAUUAAGAUUUGCAUGUCAAAAAGGUCGAAGUCUAAAAUCUGUAAUUAAUAAGGAUGGGAUUACGCGAGAGAAUGUCUCUAUAAAGAUAAGGUCAGCUUUUGAUCCUUAUAUUGUUUGUGUGACUAAUAAAAAUGUUGGACUUGAA